AUGCCAGCAUGUUACAUUACAACUAGGAGUUAUAAAAACUAUAAUCCCUCACUAUUUUCCUCUGACCUUGUCACUAAAUCGGAUCGUCUGUUAUCCAUAUUAUCCAACACCAACGUUCAUACAAUACUCGAAACCUUCAAAGAUGUUCUUCACUCAACUCUCGACGUGCAUGCACCGUUAAAAACCUUCAAAAUUCGAAAUCGAUCAUGUCCAUAUGUCACCAAUGAAAUAAAAGAACUCAUGAAGUCUCGGGACCUACACCUCCUUCGGUUUCAACUGACACGUGAUGAAGGUGAUUGGGUAGUUUACAAAGAAUAUCAUAAUAACGUAAAAACCAAAAUUAAAGCUGCAGCGAAGGACCACACCUUCAACGAA
This is a messenger RNA of Paramuricea clavata, 375 nucleotides long. The record is from the annotation of a GenBank genome assembly. Lineage: Eukaryota; Metazoa; Cnidaria; Anthozoa; Malacalcyonacea; Plexauridae.